AUGGCAAAACUUAGCACUCAACUUACUACACUAUUCAUCGUUGUAGCUUUAGUGUAUGCAAUUGUUCCUGUGUUUUCGGUUGAAGAAGUCGAAGCAAAAAGAGUUUGGAAUACAUGUCUUGUUAAAAUCACCCCUAAAUGUGCGUUGGAUAUCAUUGAUGUUGUCUUUGGAAAUGGUACUCUCUCUGAUUCAUGUUGCCACGAUCUUGUCAAAGAGGGAAAAGCAUGUCACGAUACGCUCAUUAAAUACAUUUCAGACAGACCAAGCUUAAUUGCCAAAGAAACUCAGUACUUAAAGAAGAGAGAUGAUUUGUGGGCUCAAUGUGUUUCCAUCCCUAAAACUGUUUGA
Molecule: messenger RNA, 348 nt
Organism: Arabis nemorensis
Lineage: Eukaryota; Viridiplantae; Streptophyta; Magnoliopsida; Brassicales; Brassicaceae
Source: the annotation of a GenBank genome assembly